AUGGAAGCACAGACUCAAGAGAUAAGCCAGACAAGGCAGUCAAACAAGAGAAAGCGAGACUCCCCGGGACUGAACGGACGUACACGAAGACAGACAUCUGCCGCUGGAGUGAUGCAGCCGAAUGAUCAUAUCCCAUCCGAGUUGGAACGGCAUUACUACACCCAGCAGAAUGGGAAUGUGUUGAGCACUGUACGUGAUGAAGUUGCUCGUCAUGUUGCCGAGGUGGAUCCAUCAUCGUCAACAGCAGCUGCAGCGCUUGCAGCAAGUAUGCCUCAAUUGACUGUUCCACAACCAACCGAGCUCUCUUUCCCGAGCACAAAUUCUGGAAAUGAAGAUGAACGACAAAUUGAUUCAUCGUUCGACAUAGGUCCGGAGAGCAACAAUCCCCACAUUGAUGGACAAUACACCAUUGGCGCUUAUACUGGUACCAACGGGGAUCAAGGUGCAUCCAGUCUGAUAAUUGGGAAGCCAGCUGUUGGGACCGAUGAGUGGCACAAGGUUCGAAAGGAUAAUCACAAAGAAGUUGAGCGUCGACGACGGGAAACCAUCAAUGAGGGUAUUAAUGAGCUCGCCAAGAUUGUGCCUGGAUGUGACAAGAAUAAAGGCGCCGUCCUACAGCGGAGCGUUUCUUACAUUGGAUCACUAAAGGAGAACGAGGCGCGGAAUAUAGAGAAAUGGUCGCUUGAAAAGAUGCUCACGGACCAGGCAAUUGCUGAGCUAUCUAACAGUGUCGACAAACUGAAAGAUGACAACAGAAAACUCAUGAAAGAUAAUGACAAAUUGAAACAGAUCGCACAGGCCGCCGGCAUCGACAUUGAUGCCCAGGAAACGACAACAGACCACGGGAAAUCCCGAUAA
Bacidia gigantensis is the source of this 858-nucleotide messenger RNA. RefSeq lists its product as uncharacterized. Bases 1 to 858 code for a protein of 285 amino acids. Gene Ontology annotation, cellular component: nucleus. The transcript has 2 exons. NCBI's taxonomy places the organism in Eukaryota, Fungi, Ascomycota, Lecanoromycetes, Lecanorales, Ramalinaceae. The record is from RefSeq and is a predicted model, not a curated record. Gene Ontology annotation, molecular function: protein dimerization activity; DNA-binding transcription factor activity.